Molecule: messenger RNA, 1302 nt
Organism: Bacidia gigantensis
Lineage: Eukaryota; Fungi; Ascomycota; Lecanoromycetes; Lecanorales; Ramalinaceae
Exons: 1
Coding region: 1-1302 (433 amino acids)
Source: RefSeq, a predicted model, not a curated record
AUGAAUAAGGUCUAUAAAUUUGCAGCUCUGAAUAUAGCCGCUACCGGAUUUCCAGAUGGGAGAGCUGGACUAUUCGUCGAUCGGGACCUGGAAUCAAUCCUUCCGUUAGAAUUAUACAUCCCUUGGCUGGAUUUAUGGCCGAUGUCACUAUCCAAACGGAAAGGCUAUUACUUUUUAGCGGAGCAUCAGUUAUGGUACAAUAAUGUUGAACGUGCACCGCUGAACAAACGCGCAUGGGUACUUCAAGAAAGACUUCUCUCACCCUGUACCCUUCAUUUUGGCCACAGCCAGCUUUUUUGGGAAUGCGCCGAAUUCACUAGACCUGAAGUGCACCCAAAACGAGAUCAUUUUAGUAACGAGCUGCACUGGGUUGAGAAACUUCCCUUGUUACGAUCGAUUCAAAGUACAUCGUCAGAAGAUAUUGAGUCUGCAACUUUUGAGAUAUCUUCCAUCGACAAUAGUCACGCCACUCUCUCUAUGACGGACACGGGGCGAGACAAAUCUCAGCUCUAUAAUCUGUGGGGCCGAAUAAUGUGCUCAUACUCCACAAAGACCCUUACUAAUCCCGAGGACGUCUUUCCAGCAUUAUCCGGGUUAGCACAAGAGUUCAAACACUUUCUGAAAGACAGGUACCUAGCCGGACUGUUGGAAGGUAAUCUUCUUCAGACGCUACUAUGGUUCCGGCGGGGAUCUGAAGCCCCAUUGGUAUCAUCUUACAGGGCCCCCAGCUGGUCUUGGGCGUCUUUCACUGGAUCUAUAGCCUCGUCAUAUGGCUGGAAACAUAAGCUUGAAAGAAAAGCACGCUCACAAAUACUCGAAGCUUCGACUACCCCGGUUGCGGACGAAACCGGACAACUGGUGGACGGCUAUAUUCGCAUCAAAGACGCUCUAACCAGGGCCGCCUAUUCUGAGACUGAAAAUGCAUGGAAAGCGAAAGACAAACUAACACAUCUCAUAAUGGAUACUAAAGGCUUCAUCGGCGGUGAAGACUUGAGGAGAGAAAGAGAAAGCGAACAUGCUCCCUUCCGCUAUAAUUUCACCCUCAUAGAACACGAGCACAAAGAUACGGAGCUCUUUCUGCUUCCAUUAUUCUCAAACGCCUGUCAGUAUCCGCGAGAAGGUCUGACUGGUCUGGUUCUCACCCCAUGCGAUAUCGUCAGGGGGCAUUAUUACCGGUGUGGCAUACUCACGUGCGAGAGCUCGCAAGUCCAUGAAAGACUCAAUGCAGGUUUCGUGCUCUUAGAUGAACAGUAUUAUGAGGAAUAUCAUGGAGAAGGCGAAUAUGUAAUCAGCAUCAUAUAA